This is a messenger RNA of Botrytis cinerea B05.10, 2689 nucleotides long. RefSeq lists its product as hypothetical. Gene Ontology annotation, biological process: regulation of DNA-templated transcription. Bases 533 to 2509 code for a protein of 658 amino acids. The transcript has 2 exons. Gene Ontology annotation, molecular function: zinc ion binding; DNA-binding transcription factor activity, RNA polymerase II-specific. The record is from RefSeq and is a predicted model, not a curated record. NCBI's taxonomy places the organism in Eukaryota, Fungi, Ascomycota, Leotiomycetes, Helotiales, Sclerotiniaceae.
GUCAAAUACACCAAUUUUGGGGCCUUGCAAUUGACUAUGAAACGCCCCUGUACAACAAAUGAAAUUGAUAGAAAUGCCUCGGUACCCAUGCCAUCCUCUAUUAGACGAGAUUUCUGGAACCAAGAAGUGGUUACGCCUCUUCCACGGGACACUAGCUUUUUUGUUAUUUUGGAGCCCUGUCUUGAGCCCGUUAGAUGUCAACUUACAUCUCAUCUUUAUCUCACAUACGUUUCGAAUGGCUUAAUCUAGCACCAGCGUCGAUAACACACGUUACCUUUCCCGUUAUAGACAUUACCAGACUGGCGGCACCAGCAGAAUUCUCGGAUUCCGUUCCGUGUCUAAUAUCUACAAGUGAUCCCAUUGGCGGCUAGUCGAUCCAUAAUCAAGGGGGCCGUGCUUAACUCAAGACACCCCGUCGUCUGGUCUAAGGCUGAAUAUCAUCAGACUACUCGAGUAAAUCUGGAGACAAUUCCUAGAGACAACUGGAGACUUACUACAAGUCAAGCGGUUCACUGAGAAAAUAUUGCAUGCAAUGGCGCCUAACACUCCCAUCGGGUAUAUCGUCCAAUUUCAAGCCUCUGAUGGAAGCCCAAUUGAUGGCAACACAAUUAUCACUCCUUACAACAAUAAAGCUCAGAUGAACCCCUCGGCCCAACUGAAUGGCACUUCCGGAAGACAAGCCAAGAAGCGGCCUAAUCUCCCCAAGGUUCGGUCCGGAUGCGUAACUUGCAAACGAAGGCGAAUCAAAUGUGACGAGCGAAAACCCGAAUGCAAUCGAUGUCAGGUUUUUGGCGUAGCAUGUGAAGGAUAUGGCGUUCGUAUCUCUAUAAAUCGGCGCAAACCCGACCCCAAGCCACUUCUCCCUCGCACUGAUGAAGUAUCGCCAAUAUCAUUAUCGCCUCAGUCAUCUCAUUCACAACAACUAUCGCCACAUUCCUCGCCGUCGAUGAGAUUGCCCUUCCGAGAUGAAUCGGAAGAACGAUAUUUUCGAACAUAUUUAACCAAGACAAGCAUAUCCGUGACUUGGAGUCGAAGUCGCGUCUUUUCCUCGUCUUUAUGGGAUCGCAUCAUUAUGCAAGCUGCGCACGAUGAAUCUUAUCUUCGGGAGAUGCUAGUUGCAAUUGGUUCAUUUGCUGAGUCCAAAGAUGUCCAAUCCAGAGGAUAUGCAGAUGAAGCAGUGCAAAUGCGAGUUUUUGCUGUCAAGAGAUAUGGGCUUGCCCUUCGUUCAAUGAGUGUUGGGUUGUCAAAAUUAGAAACCAGUGAAGGUCCAAGGAAGGCCUUAAUCGGUUGCCUUUUAGUAUGCUGUUUUGAAUGGUUGUUAGGAAACGACUUUACUGCUCUUACACAUGCUAGAAGUGGCGUCAAAAUAUUGCGCCAGUGGCUAAGAAAUUACAGAGGUAAAAAUUACAAAGCAGGCCUCUGUUCUCCGGACUCUGGGGUGAUUGAAGACGAAUUAGUUCAAGCCUUCCUCAGGCUUGACAAACAAGUUGCAACAUUUGGAGACCCUGGAACGAGUGACGAGCAUAAGGAGACAAUAUACGAAUCAGUCGAAACAAUACAAAACAUGCCUAGCAUUUUCCCCGACUUGCAGGAAGCCCGGUUAUACCUCGAGCUAAUCGAGAGACGAUCGAUACAUUUUGGAUACCUAGCAGCUGAACUUGCUGCCGCCCAAAAAGCCGAUCCUUCCACCGCAAUCAUCGCUAAGAACAGUUUUAAAGAGGAAUAUAGCCUUCCUGAAGUAGUAGACAUAAGGGCCCUUAAAUACGAAAUUGCACAAUCACUUAUUAGAUGGACAUCAGCCUUCGAUUUAUUCUGUUCUGGAAUCCCACCGCUUGAGACCGAUCAAGUUGCCGGAGCCAAUCUAUUAAGAGCUCAGAGUAUCGCGAUGGAUAUAAUCAUGAAAAUUGCGCCAGGCGGACCGGAGCCAGAUCACAUGGCAAUAAUUCCGGAAUAUCAAAGUAUAUUGGCUAUUACUGAGAAGAUUAUUGACGAAACAAAAGAUCAACGACAACUUGGGAGUUUUAAAUUCGAACAAGGUGUCGUAAUGCCUCUACAUAUUGCCGCAAAAUGGUGCCAUGACCAUACGAUCCGGAAAAGGGCAAUAGAUCUUUUGAGAUCAUACAAAGAUGGCGAUGGGGAACCGAUGAGGGAGGGAGUGUGGGAUAGCGACAUGUUUGCGGAAUGGGAUGAAUGCGCAUCAGAGAAGAAAGACGGUUCGGUUUGGGGGGAUGGCUCGGAAAGGAUUGGGGAUGGUCAUAUGCGGAAUGCGGCGAAGGAUAAAAAUCAAAUUUUUAGAUUAAUUGGAUCGGUGAAUUGGGAAAGGAGGUCCAGCAGUGGAAGCUCGAGAAGUGAUAUGGGACGGUCAAGUGGUAGUCCCAGGAGUGAUAUUGGACGGGGAACGAGUGGCAGUCCUAGGAGUGAACAAGGGCAGGGAGGGACGGGAACUUGUGUGGAAUUGGGGGAUGCGGAGGGCUGGGUCGAGGAAUUGCCCGUUAGAGCAUCCCCUUGAGGGUUUACAUGGAUGAUAUCAAUGUAUUUUAAAAUUAGCAACAUACUGUAGGACUAAUAUGUAUAAAAAGAGCAGCUACAUUACAGAAUAAUAAAAAUAUGUAAGUAUCUUGUUUGGGCACAUCUAAAAGCUCGCAUUCUGUUGUGUGGCCUGAGAGGGAUGUAACAAAUAUGAUUAGCA